This is a messenger RNA of Medicago truncatula (barrel medic), 697 nucleotides long. RefSeq names its product calcineurin B-like protein 2. The transcript is spliced from 8 exons. The record is from RefSeq and is a predicted model, not a curated record. Bases 1 to 675 code for a protein of 224 amino acids. NCBI's taxonomy places the organism in Eukaryota, Viridiplantae, Streptophyta, Magnoliopsida, Fabales, Fabaceae. Gene Ontology annotation, biological process: calcium-mediated signaling. Gene Ontology annotation, molecular function: kinase binding; calcium ion binding.
AUGACAUGUUGCUUUAAACAACUGUGGCAUGCUGUGGCAAAUUGGUGUAAUACCGAAGUGUCGAAGCGGCCGCCUAGUGGUUUAAAAAAUCCAGAAGCAAUUUCCAGAGAAUCAGUUUUUACUGUAAGCGAGGUUGAAGCAUUGUACGAACUAUUUAAGAAGAUCAGCAGUGCAGUUGUUGACGAUGGACUGAUCACUAAGGAAGAAUUUCAAUUGGCCUUAUUUAAGACAAGCAACAAACGAAGUCUGUUUGCAGAGAGGGUGUUUGACAUGUUUGACACAAAUUCACAUGGAGCACUCGAUUUCAAAGAGUUUGCAUCUGCUCUGUCUGUUUUCCAUCCAAUUGCACCAAUUGAUGAUAAGAUUGAAUUUUUAUUCAGAGUGUAUGAUCUCAAACAGCAAGGAUAUAUUGAGAGGGAUGAGUUAAAGCAAUUGGUGGUAGCUACUCUAUCUGAAUCUGACAUGGAACUUUCAGAUGAAAUGAUUAAUGGCAUCAUUGACAAGACAUUUGAGGAAGUGGACACAAAUCAUGAUGGGAAGAUUGACAAAGAAGAAUGGAAGAACCUUGCCAUGCAGCAGCCAUCCCUUCUGACAAAUAUGACUCUUCCCUAUCUCACAGAAAUCACAACUGCAUUUCCCAGUUUCAUAUUUCACACGCAAGUUGAUGAUAAUUGAAGUAACUGCAUUUUCUAUGUCA